This is a messenger RNA of Lolium perenne, 3771 nucleotides long. RefSeq lists its product as uncharacterized. The record is from RefSeq and is a predicted model, not a curated record. Gene Ontology annotation, biological process: signal transduction; recombinational repair. Gene Ontology annotation, molecular function: ADP binding. Lineage: Eukaryota; Viridiplantae; Streptophyta; Magnoliopsida; Poales; Poaceae.
CCACUCUCUCUCCCUCUGCUCGCUCAGCUUUUGCCUCCUCUUCCCUCCCCGCCCCGCCGUCGCCGCUGCUUCCUCCCACGCUCGGCAUAUAAAAAUCGCCCGCCGCGCCACCUCACACUGACACGGCCGCGCCCAUUUCACACCGGAUGGACUUGGGCUGACCGCUGCCUCCCAAUCCCAAGCUCUACCUACAGCUAGCUAGACGCAGCAGCAGCGACGGCCGCUCAUCCUUCCUCCUCCUAGCCGCCGCCGCCGAGCGGAGCUGGAUUCGGAUCGGGAUCCGCAGCGGGAGCUACCAGACGCCACCACGCCGUGCCCCGCGGGGCUGCUGCUGUCCCGACGGAGAAGAAAUGUAAGCCGCAGAUACUGAUUUGCACAGCGAUCAGUUGAAUCACAGGCUAUUCUUGAGAGCUGGAUAGUACUGAAAAUGGGUAUAUGGAGCUUCAACAGGAAAGCUCCGAUGUCGGGGCUUUGGUCUCGGCACCAUCAAGGAACAUGUCAUCCUCUUCCUCGGCAUUUGUAUCUGCGAACCAAUCACCUUUCUUCACGCCACGGUCAAUGUCUGCUCGCCGCCCGGAGCAUGCACUUCCCGACUACAAUAACUCCUCGAGUGGAAUUGCGCUAAAAAUCAGUGACAUUCUCUCUAGUGACACACUGGUGCGGCAGGAGCAGUUACCAGCAGCCAACACUAGCUUAUUGCAAGACGAUGCCUCUCCUCCUCCCAGCCUUUGCACUUCAAGUAAUUUUGGGACUCCUGCAAUUGUCUAUAACAAUCCCAGCUUCAUUUCCACCUUCAAUGGCCCAUACCAAGGUAGUUCGUCAGCAACCAGCACUUGCGAUCGUUCAACUCGAAAGGAAAAGCAGAAGAGGCAAGUGUAUCGGAAAUCUUCGUCCUCUCAACCUACAACAUCAGCGGCUUCUGUCAGUAGGCUUCGGAUCUAUGAUGUGUACAUAGGAUUUCAUGGGCGCAAGGCUUCGCUGCUGAGGUUCACUAAUUGGCUUCGUGCAGAGCUUGAAAUUCAUGGAAUCAGCUGCUUUGCUUCUGACAGGUCUAGGUGUCGGAACUCACACAGCCAUGAUGCUGUCGAGAGGAUAAUGAAUGCUUCCACCUAUGGAGUUGUCAUCCUUACAAAGAAGUCAUUUGGGAAUCCUUAUACCAUUGAGGAGCUCAGGAACUUCUUUGGAAAGAAAAAUCUGAUCCCUAUAUUCUUUGACUUGGGUGCUGCUGAUUGCCUUGCCAGAGAUAUCAUCGAGAAGAGGGGAGAACUGUGGGAGAAACAUGGUGGUGAGCUGUGGAUGUUAUAUGGUGGGAUUGAGAAUGAAUGGAGGGAAUCAGUUGAUGCUCUUUCUAGGGUGGUAGAUGUGCAGUUAGAAGCUAAUGAUACCAAUUGGAGAUCUUGCAUACUGCAAACAGUUAUUCUUUUGGCCACAAAAUUAGGUAGGCGAGGUGUGGUUGAUCGGGUGAAUCGGUGGAGAGCGAGGGUGGAUAAGGAGGAAUUUCCUUUCCCUCGCAAUGGUGAUUUCGUUGGGAGGAAAAAGGAGCUCUCGCAGUUGGAGCUUAUUUUGUUUGGUGAUGUCAGCGGGGAAGGGGAAAAGAAAUAUUUUGAGCUCAAGACAAAGCAAAGAAGAAAAAGCCCUAUUAGUGGGUGGUCUGUUAACAAUUAUGAGGAAUUAAAUGCAAAUGAAAUCAAGGGAAAGGAACCAGUUUCAUGGAAGGAGACUGAGGAAGGCAUUGAGAUGCAGAGGCUGGGCACUCCACUGCAGCAUGGCCGACUGCCAAGAGUGAAGACUGGAGGGAGGUAUGGGAGGAAGAAGAAAUCUACGAAGAUACUCUAUGGAAAGGGCAUUGCUUGCAUAUCAGGGGAAUCUGGAAUGGGCAAGACAGACUUAGCUUUGGAGUACGCAUACAGGUUCUCCCAGAGAUAUAAGAUGAUUUUGUGGGUUAGAGGAGAGAGCAGAUACAUUCGCCAUAAUUAUUUGGCUUUGCGGACUCUUCUGGAAUUAGAUUUAAGCGUUGAUACUCACUUGCAUGAGAAAGGAAGUGACCGAUGCUUUGAAGAGCAGGAAGAGGAAGCCAUUGCCAAGAUACGACAAGAACUGAUGCGGGACAUACCAUAUUUAGUUAUCAUUGAUAAUCUGGAGAGCGAGAAGGACUGGUGGGAUAAGAGACUCAUAACAGACCUUCUCCCACAAUUUGGUGGCGAGACUCACUUCAUCAUAACAACACGCCUUCCACGUGUGAUGAACUUGGAGCCAAUGAAGCUUUCUUAUUUAUCUGGUGCUGAAGCAAUGACUUUAAUGAAGGGAGGUGUCAAGGAAUACCCACUAAUGGAAAUUGAUGCACUCAAGGUCAUUGAAGAAAAGCUUGGGAGACUCACCCUUGGCCUAGGUAUUGUUGGAGCUAUACUCUUGGAGCUUCCAAUCACUCCAAGUAGGCUUCUUGACACAUUGAAUCGGCCGUCGCCCGUAAGAGAUUUUUCUUGGAAUGAGAGGGAAGGUAGCAGCUUGAGAAACAAUGAAGUCCUUGUACGACUUCUGGAUGUCUGCCUGUCGAUAUUUGAGCAUGCAGAUGGUCCUAGGAGUCUGGCAAUUCGUAUGGUUCAAGUUUGUGGUUGGUUUGCACCAUCUGCAGUUCCAGUUCAUAUGUUGGCUCUGGCUGCACAUAAAAUCCCAAAGAAGCAUCGGAGGAGUCCAAGGUGGAGGAAGUGGUGGCGAACACUAACUUGCGGCCUUGCAGCUUCUAGGAUGCAGAGAUCUGAAGCUGAAGCAGCUGCAAUGUUGAUGAGGUUUGGAAUUGCCAGAUGCAGCGCAAAGUCUGAGUAUAUCCAGUUCCAUGAUAUGAUCAGGCUAUAUGCUCGGAAGCGAGGAGGCACAAGAACAGCUCAAGCUGUGGUCCAAUCAGUGUACCUCCGAGGCUCUAUCAAACAUUCGUCUGAGCACCUGUGGGCUGCCUGCUUCAUGGCUUUUGGAUUUGGUUCUGAUCCUUUCCUGGUAGAACUGAGGCCAUCUGAUUUGAUGUUCUUUGUGAAGCAGAUUGUCGUGCCACUUGCUAUAAACACAUUCAUCACAUAUUCCCGAUGUAAUGCCGCAUUGGAGCUGCUGCGGUUGUGCACCGACGCAUUGGAACGUGCAGCUGAAUCCAUGCUUUCUCAAGCUGGUAAAUGGAGAGAGACAUCAUUAUCCUGCUUUAGGCCAGUUCAGUCAGAGGCCCAGUACACCUAUCUUUGGCAGGAGCUGGCUCUUCUGAAAGCUUCUGUGUUGGAAACACGGGCGAAGCUGAUGCUCAGAGGUGGACAGUACGACACUGGAGAUGACCUGAUACGGAAGGCCAUAUUCAUCCGCACUUCCAUCUGCGGCGAGCAACACCCCGACACGGUUUCGGCUCGAGAAACCCUCAGUAAACUAACAAGGCUUCUUACAAACGUCCACCUUAGUUGAUCCAUACUAGCUUAGGACUUCACCCACCACCCAUAUAUUAUUCUUUUUAGUGUGGCUUUUUUUCAUAAUCGCCGUACAAAAUGCCCCCAGAAUAUCAGAUAACAAAGUAAAUUUGUCUUCAUCAUUUCCACCUUUUUUUCAUUUGUUGCUGAAUGUAACCUAUGUUAUUCGAUUCUUAUUAGGUCUCUCUUCAGGGUUGUAUCAAUAUAUGUUGGCUUUGCAGUCAGCUGCUAAUUAACUAGGACAUUGUACUUGCAAAUGCAUGCACAUAGGAUUUUGAAUUGUAAGUUCUGUCCUGUCACAUGAUAAGAUGUCAUGAUUUUGUUCGACGAA